CGUGGCCGGCGGCUGUGGGUUCGGGUGCGCGCGCUGAUUCCCUGGGGCGGCGGACUGAGAUCUGGGGCCCACCGCGGCCGGCGCUGAAGGCCCUGCAGUUCACCCUCAGCACUUAGAGCGCCUAAUUUAAGUGUUAGGAACGGUCUAUCCUGAACACAGGAGAGUAAACCGGGUAAAAUAGGUUGGAUGGCGGCUGUGUGCACGCCCACCGAGAGGCAAUAAAUAAAAUAAGACAUGCACAUGACCAUAAUGAAGUUAUGGCAUGCUGAUCCCAUUUUCAGUGAAGAAUUGCUUCCAGUUACUUUGUAACUCCAAAGUCCCAGCUGCUGGUGUUAAAAACACAGUAAAAAGUGGGCUCAUUUUACAGUCGACUUCCAAUGAUGUUUAUCAAAAUCUGGCUAUAGAAGACUGGAUCCAUGACCAUAUGAAUCUAGAAGGCAAAACAAUUCUUUUCUUUUGGAGAAAUUCUCCCUCUGUUGUAAUUGGUAGGCAUCAGAAUCCUUGGCAGGAAUGUAACCUGAAUCUAAUGAGAGAAAAAGGUAUAAAACUGGCUCGGAGAAGAAGUGGAGGAGGAACAGUCUACCAUGAUAUGGGUAAUAUCAACUUGACUUUCUUUACAGCCAAAAACAAGUAUGAUAGAAUGAAAAAUCUGAAAUUAAUUUUGAGAGCUCUGAAUGCUGUCCAACCCCAGCUGGAUGUACAAGCUACCAAAAGAUUUGACCUUUUACUUGAUGGACAGUUUAAAAUCUCAGGAACAGCUUCUAAGAUCGGCAGGACUUCUGCUUAUCACCAUUGCACUUUAUUAUGUAGUACUGAUGAGACCUCCUUGUCUUGUUUGCUAAGGAGUCCUUACCAAGGGAUCAAGAGCAACGCCACUGCCAGCAUACCUUCCUUAGUAAAAAAUCUUGUAGAAAAAGAUCCCACUCUGACCUGCGAAGUACUGAUGAAUGCUAUUGCUACAGAGUAUGCUGCUUAUCAUCAAACUGAUAAUCACAUUAACUUAAUAAACCCAACAGAUGAGACGCUAUUUCCUGGCAUACAUAGCAAAGCCAAAGAACUACAAACUUGGGAAUGGAUAUACGGCAAAACUCCCAAGUUUAGCAUAAACACUUACUUUAAUGUGUUACAUGAACAGUUAGAUUUGGAAAUUAAAGUAUUCAUAGACAUAAAGAAUGGAAGAAUUGAAAUCUGUAAUAUUGAAGCGCCUGAUCACUGGUUGCCGCUGCAAAUAUGUGACAGGUUAAGUUCAGGUCUUAUUGGCAGUAAGUUUUGCCCAACAGAAGCUACCAUGCUGACAAACAAAUUACUUAGAACAUGUCCACAAGAUUAUGAAAUACACAGUAAAUGGAAUAUUCUCUGUGAAAAAAUUAAGGCAAUAAUGUGAUUCCGGGUAAAUUUCUUAAUACUGACAGUUGGAAUAAGAAAAUAAAACUUCUCACACAUGCA
Nycticebus coucang (slow loris) is the source of this 1446-nucleotide messenger RNA. It is a transcript of the gene LIPT1, whose product is annotated as lipoyltransferase 1. The coding region runs from base 263 to 1384 and encodes 373 amino acids. Gene Ontology annotation, cellular component: cytoplasm; mitochondrion. Lineage: Eukaryota; Metazoa; Chordata; Mammalia; Primates; Lorisidae. Gene Ontology annotation, molecular function: lipoyltransferase activity. The record is from RefSeq and is a predicted model, not a curated record. Gene Ontology annotation, biological process: protein lipoylation. The transcript has 2 exons.